Glarea lozoyensis ATCC 20868 is the source of this 1503-nucleotide messenger RNA. Its product is annotated as alpha/beta-Hydrolase. NCBI's taxonomy places the organism in Eukaryota, Fungi, Ascomycota, Leotiomycetes, Helotiales, Helotiaceae. Gene Ontology annotation, molecular function: homoserine O-acetyltransferase activity. Gene Ontology annotation, biological process: L-homoserine metabolic process. The record is from RefSeq and is a predicted model, not a curated record. The transcript is spliced from 3 exons. The coding region runs from base 1 to 1503 and encodes 500 amino acids.
AUGGCAGAUACGAUUGAGCCCAAUGGGCUGAAGAACGCACGUUACGAAAGAACGCAGCAGCAGCCAGAGAACCCAUUCGCAUCUCUGAUACCAAACCAAACGAUCGCAAUCAUCCCCAGCUUUACUCUCGAAUCCGGCGUUACCCUGCACAAUGUUCCUCUCGCUUAUAGCACCAGAGGAAAGCUCUCUGCGAACCGCGAUAAUGCGAUGGUUAUUUGCCAUGCUUUGACUGGAAGUGCCGAUGUUAGUGACUGGUGGGGUCCAUUGCUAGGUGGACCAGGACGCGCUUUCGACAUAUCAAGAUUCUUCGUUGUAUGCAUGAACAGCUUAGGAAGUCCUUAUGGUACAGCGAGUCCUGUCACCUGUCGAGAUGGGAAUCCAGAGAACGAAAGAUACGGUCCUGAAUUUCCACUUACAACUGUGAGAGACGAUGUGAAUUUACACAAACUCCUUCUGGAUGAAUUGGGGGUACGCCAGGUCGCGGCUGCGAUAGGUGGUUCGAUGGGAGGGAUGCUGGUACUGGAAUGGGCAUACUUUGGCAAAGAAUACGUCCGGUCAAUCGUACCAAUUGCAACAUCCAGUCGGCAUAGUGCUUGGGGUAUUAGUUGGGGUGAAGCACAAAGACAAAGCAUUUAUGCGGAUCCUAAAUACGACGAUGGUUACUACCCUUUUUCGGACCCUCCCUCAGCUGGACUCGGUGCAGCCCGCAUGUCUGCUUUGCUCACAUAUCGAAGCCGGAAUUCUUUCGAGGCCAGAUUUGGUCGGAACACACCUGAUGCAUCGAAGCAGCAAUCCAUCAGUGGAUAUCAACGGCCGUCGACGCCGUCUGAGGAGCAUUUGGCGAUUCACAAUGAUGGGCAUCGAUCAACCAGGUCGCCAAUUUCUCGAUCCGGCAGCUCGACGACAAUUUCUAGUACAAAUGGCACAAACCCUUCAAACUUUACCGAUCCACAGUUCCACGGUGCUACGCCGUCACUUCCCUCUUCCCAAGAGCAAACUCGUCCGACCAAUAGGCAGCGAGGCACUUCGACGUAUUUCUCUGCACAGUCAUAUCUUCGCUACCAGGGCGAGAAAUUCGUGAAACGCUUCGAUGGAAACUGCUACAUUGCUAUAACUCGCAAACUUGAUACACACGACGUAUCGAGGUAUCGUGUUCCUGCCGAUUCAGCUAAUCCUAUAGCGGAAGCGCUUGCUCAAAUUGAACAGCCGACACUUGUGCUGGGCAUCGAGAGCGAUGGGCUCUUCACAUUUGAUGAACAGAAGGAAAUUGCUGCGUCCAUUCCAAAUGCAAGAUUGCGGAAGAUAGAUUCGCCAGAAGGUCACGAUGCGUUUUUGUUACAAUUUGAGCAGGUCAAUCAUCAUAUCUUGGAAUUCUUAGCAGAGGCGCUUCCAGAUAUAAUGGGUGGUCCUGGGGUGGAGGGUGCAGAGGAGGAUGACAAGGCCGCUGGAGCGGCAGCGCAAAAGAGUGUGGUUUCUGAAGUGGAUGAUAUUACAGCUUGGUAG